Messenger RNA from Cottoperca gobio, 5284 nucleotides. It is a transcript of the gene clcn1a, whose product is annotated as chloride channel, voltage-sensitive 1a. Gene Ontology annotation, biological process: transmembrane transport; chloride transport. The transcript is spliced from 24 exons. NCBI's taxonomy places the organism in Eukaryota, Metazoa, Chordata, Actinopteri, Perciformes, Bovichtidae. Gene Ontology annotation, cellular component: plasma membrane. The record is from RefSeq and is a predicted model, not a curated record. Gene Ontology annotation, molecular function: voltage-gated chloride channel activity. Bases 11 to 3094 code for a protein of 1027 amino acids.
CAGUGUGUCAAUGGCCGCAGAUGCGUCGGAAAGGAAGGCUCUGAGAUACAAGCAAACCCUGCUCUAUGGGGAAUACCAAGAAAACCAAGGAGGCUCCAGCAGACGGGAGGCCACACGCCUGCUGACAGAGAGACAAAUCAAGAAACAUGGCAACUAUCACCGCAGCCAUGGCAGGACACGACAUGGCCGGCGUAGCCAUGGUCAAAAUGGAUACCACAGUCGACAUCAGCUCGGCUAUCACACUAGACAAAGAAACAGGCGUCAGUCCAACAUGGAGGCAGAGGAUGAUGAGCAAGACGAGCAAAAGGCUGAACCCGACCUCACGUCCUCUUUGAAGAAGAAACGCUCCUUCUCCAAGUGUAGAGACUGCAUAGCACGGGUACAGCGAUUCCUUGUGACUAGGUUGGGAGAAGACUGGAUCUUCCUCGUUUUGCUAGGCAUCACAAUGGCGCUGGUCAGCUGGACAAUGGACUAUGCCAGCUCAAAGAGUCUGCAAGCCUAUAAAUGGAUUUAUGUGGAGCUGAAGGGGAAUAUCCCCCUCCAGUUCCUGGCCUGGGUUUCAUAUCCCCUGAUCUUCAUCUUAUUCUCCUCCCUCUUCUGUCACCUGGUCGCUCCUCAAGCUAUCGGUUCUGGCAUCCCAGAGCUGAAGACCAUCCUGAGAGGUGUGGUGCUAAAGGAAUAUUUAACUCUCAGGACCUUUGUUGCUAAAGUCAUUGGUCUGACUGCUGCCCUGGGCAGCGGGAUGCCUGUAGGCAAAGAGGGCCCGUUUGUUCACAUCGCCAGUAUCUGUGCUGCAGUUCUCAGCAGGUUCAUGUCAUUCUUCUCAGGAGCUUAUACGAAUCCAUACUGUUACACAGACAUCCUGACAGUGGGAUGUGCUGUUGGGGUGGGCUGCUGCUUUGGUACUCCACUUGGAGGCGUGCUCUUCAGUAUAGAGGUAACGUCCACAUACUUUGCUGUGAGAAACUACUGGAGAGGAUACUUUGCUGCUACAUUUAGUGCCUUCAUAUUCAGAGUGUUGUCCGUGUUCAACAAAGACGCAGUAACCAUCACUGCUCUGUUCAGGACAAACUUCCGCAUGGAUUUUCCUUUUGACCUGCAGGAGCUACCAGCUUUCGCCAUCAUUGGGAUCUCCUGUGGGUUCCUGGGGGCGUUCUUCGUCUAUCUCAACAGACAGGUGGUGCUGUUCAUGAGACGACCCAACGCCAUGACCCGCUUCCUGACCAAACACCGGCUGAUCUUUCCUGCUGUGGUAACACUGGUCAUCGCCACCUUGACCUUCCCUCCCGGGUUUGGACAGUUCAUGGCAGGAGAGCUGAUGCCUAGAGAGUGUAUCAACUCCCUGUUUGACAACUUUACUUGGACAAAGAUUUCGAGAUCUUCUCCUCCGGUCGGUCUGGGCCGCUCUGCUGCCUGGCUGCACCCUGAUGUCAGUGUCUUCGUCAUCCUGCCGCUCUUCUUAUUCAUGAAGUUCUGGAUGUCUGCUGUGGCCACCACCAUGCCCAUUCCCUCUGGGGCUUUUAUGCCUGUCUUCAUAUUGGGAGCUGCAUUUGGCAGACUGGUAGGGGAGAUCAUGGCCACCCUGUUUCCUCAUGGGAUCGUGUUUGAUGGCAUCCUUUACCGUAUCAUCCCUGGAGGGUACGCAGUCAUCGGAGCGGCAGCUUUGACUGGGGCUGUGACUCACACGGUGUCCACGGCGGUUAUCUGCUUUGAGCUGACAGGCCAGAUCUCCCACAUCUUGCCCAUGAUGGUGGCAGUAAUCCUGGCCAACAUGGUGGCCCAGGGCCUGCAGCCCUCCCUGUACGACUCCAUCAUCCAGGUCAAGAAGCUGCCGUACCUGCCGGAGCUCGGCUUUGGACACAUGAGCCAGUACAACAUCUUUGUAGAAGACAUCAUGGUGAGAAAGGUGAAGUUUGUGUCGUCUCAGUCCACAUACAGAGAAGUCAAACUCCUACUGGACUCCUCCUCACUCAAUUCAAUCCCGCUGGUCGACUCAAGAGAUUCUAUGAUCCUAUUGGGCAGCAUUGACAGGUUGGAGCUUCUGGCUCUCUGUGAUUGGUGGUUGUCACCAGAAAGAAGACUCCUGAUGCAGGGUCAGAGCCUACAGGAGCAGAACCAGUCUCAGAAACACAGCUGGGAGUCCUUCGCCUUCGUAGAUGAGGAGGAAGAGGAGGACGGAGAGAAGGGUAGCCCGGUGCAGGAGGAGAGGAACGGACCCCUGCCUCCUCCAAAGCCUCAGGAGCCUUCCUCAAACCACACUGCUCCUGUCCCUGAAAAAGGUCCUCUACAGUCUGUGAGUAAAACACUGAGGAAUCUCUUCACCUCUAAGAACGGACAGACAGAGGGACAGUUGCAGGAGCCCUGUCCUCCUCUCCUGUCAGACCCUAUGACCCUCGAGGAGAUCAAAGCGUGGGAAGAGGAGGAGAUGGACAAGCCGAUAGAAAUUGAUGAGAUACGAGUGGAUCCUUCCCCUUUCCAGCUGGUUGAGAGGACAUCAUUGCACAAGACCCACACCUUAUUCUCACUGCUGGGGCUAAGUCAUGCUUAUGUGACCAGUAUCGGCAAACUGGUUGGAGUGGUGGCACUGAAAGAGCUCCAGAAGGCCAUCGAGGGCUCCACGCGCUCCGGUGUCCGGCUCCGUCCUCCGCUCGCCAGCUUCCGUGACAUCAGCAAACACAACUCUGUCCCUAAACCUCAACCGUCUUCUCCCGCUGCUCCUUCCUCUCCAACCUCUCCCUCAGCUCCGACUGCUCCCCAGCCUCCACCCCCCUCUCCCCCUCACCCUCACGAUCAUUGCCACGAGAAUGAAACGGAGGUGUGUAUCGAGGGCGUGACCUUGGAGGUGGAGGAGAGCAGCAGCUACAGUGCAGGAAGCGGCGCUGUUAGCAGCAGCACAGGGGCCAGCAGCUCACCCAGUAGGAGUUGCCGCUACAACAGCGACCUCACCCUCCCUCCCUCCACCACUCCUCCCCCGGUCCCUUCUUCCUCCACUCCUCCUUCUCCACCUUCCUCCUCUGCCCCUGCCUCCACCCUGGUUCCUUUACAGAGACUCCUUGAGGGGGAUGAAGACAGUGAUGAUGAGCCAAUGGUUUAGAUUAGACACGAGUGAUAGUUGUGUUUUUUAUAAUGGAAAACCUUUUUAAGGGUGUGAGGGUUUUUUUCUGUUUCUUAAUGUGUUGCUCUGGUCUUUGGACACCCAUUUACCUCUUUUUGUCACCACUUCGAUAGAGCAAAGAUAUCAAAGCAUAAGCUAAGCAUAAGUUCUCUGUUUUUGAAGACAGUUUAUCGUAACCUUACGACUCUGUCUUUCCUCAAUAAGCUCUGUUGUGUGUUGUUUCGAUGCUUGUCCUGCCUCACUUCAUCAUCAUUUUCUCUUAUCGUCGUUUUUCACAGUUACAGUCUCCACGGUUCAACCAAUAUGAGUUAUAGAGGUGCAGAUAUCGGCUUUUAAAAAGGUUUUAUACCUAAGAAUUGACUGUUUCCUCGUCAACCAAAACUAACUUUGAAAUCCAGACAUAUUAUUUCAUUGUUAGUGGCUCCUGAAGGCACAAUGACCCACCUUUUAUAAGUAUAUAUUACACUAUUUAAAUUAAGUGAAUGAAGAAUUCACUUAAAAAACGUUACCGAGGAGUAAAUGUGUAACGCAUUGUCCCAUUUUGAAUUCCGAUUGAUCGGACACAUUUCUUUGCCCCAGUGCGUUCCAGCACAACGUAUGCUUUAUAUACUGUGUUGAAGAGUGAUCCAAACCUUUGGUGCCGACACCAGAAGUGAACUCUUGUGCAGUCUUUCUGCAUUACCUCAUUGUUUACGUCUUUAAAAAGAGUUGUUAUCGUCUGAUGAGAGCAGGAGCUAUUGAUUUUUUUAAACUGGCAACAGACCAUCUGGAUAGCAGCAGACUAAUGGAGCUGUUCAGUCCGCUGUGGAAGAUUGUCCAAUGCCCCAAGACGACCUCCAAAUUGUGUGCUGACCUUGUGAAUGCAGCCUCGGAGCUCAUCUCAUCACGGUUAAGUUGAUAGAUGGUGCAGCUAAAGGCGGCUGACGACAGACUGCAUACUGUAGGUCCUGGAGAUUUCUUUUCUCCAUUGUCCCCAACAAGGAUGCCUUCCAGAUGUGGCAAAACAAACCAUACAUGACUACUUAAAUUACUUGGGAUUAUGAUUAUAUUCUAGAUAAAGAAAUGCCAACAAAUAUACAACAACAGAAGCUUUUCAUUCCAAAAUGUGAAAUCCACCAUGGUCCAAAGACAGUGACAAUAACAAAGUGAUGGAGGACAUUCGUGACCGUGAAUGACAUUUUGUCAAAUAAAAUCUAUAUGUUAAAUUAAGAUGAAGAUGUAUGUUGACUGAGAGAUAUUUGCCAAUCAAUGCAUUAAUUAGCCUAAUAAAUUACCUCAUUAGAAAAACUAUUUAAAAUAGACCCGUCAUAAUGAUUAUUAAAGAUGAUCAGGCCACGACGGAAAUGCAAUUUGCUAUUUGAACAUUAGCGUGCAAAUGAAAAGUGACACGACGUCCUUUCUCUCUGAUUUUAUACAGUAAAAUAACAGCCAAUAAUUGUCCUUUACAAAUGAGUGAAAGCAGAGAGACUCAACCAUACCCGUGCAUGAACACAUGGAAAACAAACUACGAACUAAAAGAGGCUGAAAGCUGCGUAGAAGUUUAGAGUUGGGGGUUAUUUCUUGUUGAGGUCAGCACAAGUAAACCUUUUAGAUUCAAUGUCUUCAGUCUUUAAUGUCAAAACGAUUACAUAAUGAAACUUAAAAUCCCAAAGUUAUGGCAAAACUUCUGCUAACUAAACUACACUCGACUUCUUAGUGGAACUUUUCUUAACUUCUACAACAUUUAGAGCUCCGCCCCUUUAAACUCACUUACAGCCAAUGACACACAAACAGUGAUUUAAUCUGAAGAGCUGCGCCGUCACUUUAAUAAUUUCAUUCACCUGUUUCUCUUGUGAUGCCGCCUUUUUCUUUUUAUGUAUCCCUCCAUCUCUUAUACUCUUAUUAUCUCCUGGAUACACAGUUUCUCAGGUGCUGCUUUAAAAGUCUUUAAACCUGCAGAUUUAACAAAAAAGCUUUUUCUUUAUGUCUGUGUGAAUUAAAAUGUGUGUGUCCAUUUCUUAAGAGGGCUCUGUACAGGUCUAAGUGUCUGUCUGUGGUUGUGGUUAAUGUUGUUAUUAAUUUAUCCUUUAGUCAAAUGUUAUCUCAAAAUGUAUAAAACUGUGAAUGAUGUAGAGGUAAUAAAGUUUUAUUAAGGGAAAUGCUUGAAUUGUUCACCCUCAUGUGUUUGAC